This is a messenger RNA of Effrenium voratum, 273 nucleotides long. Lineage: Eukaryota; Dinophyceae; Suessiales; Symbiodiniaceae. The record is from the annotation of a GenBank genome assembly.
AUGCUCUUCCGCAUCUGUGGUGAGCUGGGAGCGCCGGAGGAAUGCUGGCCCUUGGCGCACCAGCUUGUGGAGGCCUCAGGCCGCGCCAAUGCAGAGCCAGCAGCAUGGCAGUCCCUGCGCGACCAGCACGCGCCGGAGGCGGCCGUUGAGCUCUUGGCGGGUUUGCUGCAGUAUGACGGGGCCAGGCGCACGCGUGCGGACCGCGCGCUGCGGGAGGGAUUCCUGGCACCCGGCCUGGCGGAGGCCGUCGGAUCGACCGCGCGGUUGAAUUAG